AGAGGAGACAGCGGCGAGCGGGGCAAAGGCCACCCAACACCGGCAGGGGAGGCCGGCCGGUGCCGCGCAGGGACACGUACUCAGUCCGACUCGGGCUGGCACUGGUGGCUAGGAAUGUCGUCCUGGACGAGGUGGCAUGGGCCCGCCAUGGCGCGGCUCUGGGGCUUCUGCUGGCUGAUCGUGGGCUUCUGGAGGGCCGCUCUUGCCUGUCCCACAUCCUGCAAAUGCAGCGCCUCUCGGAUCUGGUGCAGCGACCCUUCUCCUGGCAUCGUGGCAUUUCCGAGGCUGGAGUCUUCCAGUGCAGACCCCGAGAACAUCACCGAAAUUUACAUUGCAAAUCAGAAAAGAUUAGAAAUCAUCAACGAAGAUGAUAUUGAAGCUUAUGUGGGACUGAAAAACCUGACCAUUGUGGAUUCCGGAUUAAAAUUUGUAGCUCAUAAAGCAUUUCUGAAAAACAGCAACUUACAGCACAUCAAUUUUACCAGAAAUAAACUGACGGUAUUGUCUAGGAAACAUUUUCGUCACCUUGACUUGUCUGAGCUGAUCCUGGUGGGCAACCCAUUUACAUGCUCCUGCAACAUUAUGUGGAUCAAGACUCUUCAGGAGACUAAACCCGGUCCAGAAACUCAGGACUUGUACUGCCUCGAUGAAAACAGCAAGAAUAUUUCCCUGGCAAACCUGCAGAUACCCCAUUGUGGUUUGCCAUCAGCAAAUUUGGCUGCACCUAACCUCACUGUGGAGGAGGGAAAGUCUAUCACAUUAACUUGUAGUGUUGCAGGCGAUCCAGUUCCGAAUUUAUACUGGGAUGUUGGUAAUCUGGUUUCCAAGCACAUGAAUGAAACAAGCCACACACAGGGCUCCUUAAGGAUAACUAACAUUUCAUCUGAUGACAGUGGAAAGCAAAUCUCUUGUGUGGCAGAAAAUCUUGUAGGAGAAGAUCAAGAUUCUGUCAACCUCACUGUACAUUUUGCUCCAACUAUCACAUUUCUCGAAUCUCCAACCUCAGACCACCACUGGUGCAUUCCAUUCACUGUGAAAGGCAACCCCAAACCAGCGCUUCAGUGGUUCUAUAAUGGGGCAAUUUUGAAUGAAUCCAAAUACAUCUGUACUAAAAUCCAUGUUACCAAUCACACGGAGUACCACGGCUGCCUCCAGCUGGAUAAUCCCACUCACAUGAACAAUGGGGACUACAAGUUAGUAGCCAAGAAUGAGUAUGGGAAGGAUGAGAAACAGAUUUCUGCACACUUCAUGGGCUGGCCUGGAAUCGAUGACGGUGCAAACCCAAAUUAUCCUGAUGUAAUUUAUGAAGAUUAUGGGACUGCGGCAAAUGACAUUGGGGACACCACGAACAGAAGUAAUGAAAUCCCUUCCACAGAUGUUGCUGACAAAACCGGUCGGGAACAUCUCUCGGUCUAUGCUGUGGUGGUAAUUGCAUCUGUAGUAGGAUUUUGUCUGCUGGUAAUGCUGUUUCUGCUGAAGUUGGCAAGACACUCCAAGUUUGGCAUGAAAGGUUUUGUUUUGUUUCAUAAGAUCCCACUGGAUGGGUAGCUGAAAUAAAGGAAAAGACAGAGAAGGGGGCUGUGGUGCUUGUUGGUUGAUGCUGCCUUGUAAGCUGGACUCUUGGGGCUGGCAUUGGCUUCUCCCGGGAAGUGCCACUGAUCUGGGGUUUUCUGGUAGAUGUGGGUGGUGUUUGCAGGAGAUACUGCACGAAGCCUGCAGGUGCUGUGAGCUGUGAAUGGGGGACACCAAUGCAGAGACAGCUCACAGGCAGCUAAGAAAGUCAAGAAAACAUCUUAAAUUAAUGCUUCUCUUUUGUUCUCACAAUCGUUCAAAUACAAAAUGGAAAUGAAAUGCCAUUGGAUUGUGCUUCUCUUUGGAAAGGUGUGCUGUUUGACCAUACUGGAAAUGUAUUGAUUUUCAAUGUUUCUGUUAUUAAAGGUGAACUGCAAAGUUUAAAAAAAUCUAAAUUUAGGGACAGGUGUAAGUACACACUAAACAGUCUAAUCUCCAUUUAACACGAAUUUUAGCAUUGUUUUCUGCUGUUGUUUAAUCAGUACUGAAUUAAAAAAGUUUCACUUUUCCACCUAGAAUGCAGUGACUAAAAGAGUUAAGGGCAUAUCCACCAUCGCUGUGGGGACUUAGGGAUGUCCUGAGAGGUUCUUUCCUCUUCACUGGCCAUGAAGGUCCAGAGCCAUGCAGUCAACAGUAAUGAUUUCCUUAAAGUUUAUCAUCAGGCAAAAAAAAAAAAAAAAAAAAGAAAAGAAAAAGCUAUUUGGUCAGGGUCUGUGGAUUUCAGUUAGUCAUAGUCAGUUCCAGAAAAAAGAGUGAAAUAUAUGCAUAUGGUGCAUAUGUCCUUUUAUUUGACCUCUGUGAUCCACCUGCUUUUUAGAAGUUUGCCGAGUAAGAAGGCCGCAGCGUCUCAUGCUGUUCCCAUGACAGAAGUGCAGCUUUUCUACUCUGAAAAGGCCUGCGAGCAGAAUGGCUGGCCUGCUGUGAGCAGGAGACUCUAUUCUAAGAAGCCUAGUCCCCCUACAACGUACUACACUCUGCUGGGUUUUCCUGGGCUGGACGGCUCUUCCUGACCCCAGCAGCACAGAGGUGGCAGGUCGCUAAUGAAUAUGUGCUUUAUAAUGUCCAGCUUCAAUGCUGCAAGGGCAGCCUUAGAGCUACAGAAUCCUGCAUCUCUGACUUAGUCUUAUGUGGACACCUGUCUCACGCACUUGGCCUUCAUGGUGGCCUUUGUACGCUUUGCUUAGUGUGUAGCAGGCAGGAUCCCUGUCCUGAAGUGAGGUUUGGCUGCCCCUGGCCCGCUUCACACCUUUCUUGUUAGGGGAACUUCAGAGCCAGGCCUGGAGCAUUUUGUUUGAAAACACAAUUGGCUCUGACUGUUAACGUCUGCAUAUAGAUGCCACAGCUGAACUGGAAACUUACUGACGUUUUUAAAAAGCCUUUUUUGGAGGGGAGAUGGUUACUCAAGUUUUGCAGUUCAGCUUUAAGGUUUUAUAGUUUUUUAACUAGUCCAACAUGUUUGGAAACAUUGUUUUGAAUCCUGUGUAACCAAGGCAUUAAUCUCAAUAAACCAGGAUCCAUUUAGGCACCGCUUGAUAUAAAAAGGUUAUGCGUGAUGAAUAUUUUAUACUGUAUCUUUUACAUUAGCCGCUAAGUAUGUUAUUGCUUGAUGCAGACAUUUCACGGAGUCCUAUGGAUUACAGCAUUUGACUUGGCUAUUCUAUACCCACUCCUGAAAGAAGGGCGGUUUCUCCAAAGCAUAAACAGGCUGCUGUUCUCAGAAGCUGUCUUUCCAAAAAGAUAUUUGAGUGUGAGGGCAGGUGACCCUGCGUAUGGGGAGGUCUGAAUAUUCUCUGAAUUCCCAUUUUCUUGCUCACUGUUGAAUGACUGUUCCUGUCACUACUUAGAUUUUGAUCUUUCCCAAAAGUGUUGAUUUACAAAAAGGCCAGCUAAUUGUAGAAAUCCUGCCCCCUGAAAGAAAAAUGAAAUUCAAACUGAGAGCCAAGCAGAGGCUGUCAGGACGACAAGGGUUCUUAAAUAUCGGCCAUUUGGUACAAUUUCUUUUAAAGCUUUUAUGUUAUUCCAUGGAGCUAUGAACUGUUUAAGGACUAUUUCAGAAGUAUCCCAGACCCUAAAAAAAAAAAGAAUAUUUGCCCUCAACAGCUAAAAGAAUUGCAAGCUAGAUUUUUGUUUUAAAAUGGAGAAAAGUGGACAGAUAAGGCAAUUGAAUCUAUCAAAGAGCCGUUGAUAUCUCCUAGGGAACGAUGAGCCAUCAGGCUAUUAGAAAAUGGUUUCGUAUGGUCUUGUGUUCUUUUCAUUUUUUUUUUAAUCCCUGAAGACCUCAAUCAGUAACCCAGCUUCUCAUUUCUAUACUCCAGACCACCUCUGUCAUCCUUUGCUUUUGAUGUCCCCUAUAAGGAAUCUUUUUCGAGCUUCCUAAAGGCACGUCUCGUGCAUUUGUUCAGCAUUAGAGAAGGAAAGGCGGCAGUUUUGCUGAAAUCAAGUCUGUCACCCUCCAACAAGGCUGUGGCAUUUCAGUGCCAGGCAGGUACCCUAACUGAACAACAUGGGCCGGAUAAGUGAACACCCCCCGCUCCAGUGGGGCAGCUGUCACCUAGACCCAGCCAACUCGUGCCUCCCAGGGAUAGGCCCAAAUUUCCAAACCUUCUGAUUCUUUAAGAGAAACUUGAAACCUGGACAUUUUAUCUGAAAUGUCCCUAUUUUUAAAAAGUUGGCUCAGUUAUUUUUAAAAUAUUAUGUAGGCCAACAAAACAUGUCUGCGGUCUGCCAGUUUGUUACUUUGGUCUUAAAGCAAGAUCAUUGUUCUCUUACUGUAUCCCGCUGUCUUGUCUUUGCUAAAGCACUUCCUGGCACCACCAUUGAGCGCUUUAGUACCCUUGAGUUUAGCAACCCAGGGAUCUGCAACAUGUCACUUAAUUUGGGGCUGUCUUAUAGCUUCGCUAGCUGCGACCUUGGCUCUCUCACCCUGCCUGGAACUCUCUUGUAGCAAUGCUUUCCCCCAAUCCCCCAGUGGGCCCCAGUUCCACGUGGCCAGAGGCACCUAGUGAGUCCUACUUCCUGUUUUGUCUGACACGACUUUCUUUUCACCAGUGUUCAUGUUGCUUGGCCCUCUCAGGUGCAGCCAGGUUCAGAUGGGAAAGCACAUGGCCCCAUUUCAUGGGUGUCCUUAACAUACCGAUAGGGCCAUUGGUAAAAGAAAAACAGGUGUGUCAUCUUCAAGAGGCGUGGUUCGGGUCCUGUAUCUUGAAUUGGGUCCCACUGAGGCCCUCCGAGGCAGCUGAGAAAGAUGAAGAAACUCCCACUGUCAUCAUGUGAUACAUCAGUCUGAGGCCAAAGGAGGUCCAUCUCUCAACAGGCGAAGUGAAUCCCCACAAACUUUAGAGACAGUCGGAUUCAAGGAUUUUCCCUCCUGGUCUGCAGCAGAGAUUGGUUUCUUUUUGACCCACGGAGUCUUCUUUCCAAGAGUAGGGAGCAGAGAUGAGACGUGAACAAUCCCAGCUCCAAGCCCACGAUGCAGAACCCAGAGCUUUGCUUUUAGCUCCAAGUCCUUCAGGUAAUCCUGAAUCACACCCAGAGUGGUUGAGGCUUGCAGCUCCCCCUCAGACAGAGCAAAGGCCAUCAGGAUUCAGCAGUUGGAGGAGUAAACAGCUCAAGGAGUACAGGCAGGAAUUCAGGUCACUGCCAGGAGUGAGGGCCAGCAUGAUGGAGGCGCUCCUGCUUUUCCUCUCCUCUUUUAUUUUCUUGAUUGUCUUAAAAACCUUGGCUCUUUUCUCUCUCUCUAACACUCUAAAUUGACUCCAUGACAAACUGAGAGUUUAUUUUUAUUUGCUUUAUUGGUUGCUUUGCACACACCAUUUUUUUUUUUUCCAUUGCAAAAUGGAAUCAAAGCAGUAACUGGGACCGAUAUUAACUCUUCUCUCCCUCCACCCGAGAGUGGAUGAUUUCCACUUUCACCUGCUCUAUUGUUUUCUGUCUAGAACUCCUCCCUUUGUUUUCAUCUAAUUUCCUCCCACGACAAUAGAAGCUCAUUUCAUCUUCUUUUGUCCAGACUCUAUAGGUAACAGACAGAUUCCAUAAAAUCCAGGGUCUUCACAGGGUUGCUGCAUGCAGCCAUGUGGGCUGUGCCAUUCCUGUGUGGUCAAGGUCGGCGGACCCCUCGGGGUUCUGCCACUCAGCAGACUGGACUCCCAGGAAACUAGGACAGAAGUAGACAUUCUAUUAAGUGCAUUCUGUUGUGUUCACACACCUACAGCACCUGCAAACCAUGUCAGGUUUAUUCAAGUGCACCUGGGAAGGUUAAGGACCCUGCUGGACAGGGCAAGGAUGUAAUUUUCUGCAGGGUGCUGCCAGGCUGAAUUAAGUUAACAGAGUUCCCAAUCCAGAAAGUGACAUGAAAACGGUUGUUACAGAAGGCAGUUUUCAUCUCAAGUUAGCCCAUUUCCUUGUUUUGGUCUUCAGGAACAAAGGGACCUCCCAGCCAUCUGAUUUUUACAGAGAAAUCACCCUGAGUUUAAUUCAGGCUAAUGUGGCUUGGAGCCUUGGGCUGGUCAUUAGUGAGCACCCAAGAUGGGUUGACAUUGGCUAUGUCAGGAGUCUUAGUUUUCACAGAAAAAUAAGUGUGUGAAAGGCAAAGAAAAGAACAGAGAUUUUCACCACCUUUAUUUUAAGACAGUCUAGUUAUGAAUGGAGCUUCUAUAAACAAAUAUAAAAGAGCAAGAGAUUCUAUUCACAACGUAUACAUAUGUCAAAUCAUCACACUGUACACUUUCAAUAUCUUACAAUUUUCUUUGUUGAUUAUACCUCAAUGAAGCUGAAAAGACAAAAAGGAAAAAAAUAGCAAGAGACUCCAGAGAAAGACAAAUCCUCAUUUCGUGUUCAGAUCCAUUUGCUGUAAUCCAUAUAGGCAGCUUGUGAAUCAUUCUCAUGUCCUGUUUUUCUCCCCAUAAUGUUCCAGGUCUUAAAGUCAUUUUUUUCAUGUUUCCUGUAAAUAAUGGAUAAUCAUUUUUAUUUUAUUUUUAAGUGCUGUUUUAACAAUGUGGAUAGACCAUAAAUGUACUUGCUGAAUUCAUUCUUUUUUUUUAA
This is a messenger RNA of Balaenoptera ricei (Rice's whale), 6612 nucleotides long. It is a transcript of the gene NTRK2, whose product is annotated as neurotrophic receptor tyrosine kinase 2. NCBI's taxonomy places the organism in Eukaryota, Metazoa, Chordata, Mammalia, Artiodactyla, Balaenopteridae. Bases 115 to 1548 code for a protein of 477 amino acids. Gene Ontology annotation, molecular function: brain-derived neurotrophic factor binding; ATP binding; brain-derived neurotrophic factor receptor activity. The record is from RefSeq and is a predicted model, not a curated record. The transcript has 12 exons. Gene Ontology annotation, biological process: trans-synaptic signaling by neuropeptide, modulating synaptic transmission; protein phosphorylation; cell surface receptor protein tyrosine kinase signaling pathway. Gene Ontology annotation, cellular component: plasma membrane; signaling receptor complex; axon.